CCCCUUCACCCCUCCCCCAACAUAACUUGGAAGGUAACAAAAACACACUGUACACUGUACUACUAUAUUUAAUUCCUACACGACCGACCUACCUACAUACAUGAACAUUUUUUCUCACACCCGAGAGUCAUUUUAUUUACCUCACCUACCUACUAAGUAUUCUCAAGAUCAUCUCGCAAUUCCUGCUUCUUUAUUGAAUUAUCGAUCCAUUGUUGUGUCUAAUGUCUUGGUCUCUUUUUAGCACACAACCCAGUUUAGUUUGAGCCGCUACGUCAACAAUCAACCCACCAUCGACUUCCUUUCCUCCCGGAUUUGAACCUAACUUCAUUAAUUGUCAUGUCGACCGUUAGCACCAAUUCCGCAAUACCUGCUCCUUCGCAAUUACAUACAGAUCAAGGAUACGGCGCAGCAAGUACCCCGCGAGCUCGUCCUCAGUCUCAGUUCGUGAAUGGAGGUCCUGCAGUGACGGAUUACGCCACAAACGAACUUGAGCCUCCUGCAAAUAGCCAGAACUCACACGGAAGAUUCAACGAGGAGUGGGACGCAAGUCAACGAGGAAGUUCAAUAGUAGACGGCAAUAUGCAUCGAUCACAUUCAGUCAUGUCGCAAGGCGAUACCUUGAUUCCUUCAAGAGGCGGAACCCUCAAAAAGAAGACUUCUUUAAAGAGAAGUAGUAGCAAACGCAGCUCGCGAGCUGGAAGUGUUCGCAGCUUGGUCGUUCAUCCGCAGGGUGAUAUCGAUGAGUUUCACAGUGCAUUUUAUUCUCCCGUCCCUACCAGCGGAAAUCCCACGGAUAUUUUGGCAAACAGAUUUCAAGGUAGUUACCCGACAAUUGACGUCUGCGGCAAUAUGCUAAUUUAUCAUUUCUACUUGCAGCUUGGCGUAAGGUCCUCAAGGACCUUAUUCUCUAUUUCAAAGAAAUCCAAAGUCAGUACGAGCACAGAUCGAAGAGUCUCUCGAAGGUCUCGAAUGUUAUCAACAACACAACGGCGCCGUCUGUCUUUUUACCGACGGGUGGGAUUGAUGAUGCCCUCCAAAUCCUUCGCAACUAUCACAAGUCCGCAAUCGCAGAGGCAAAUAAGUCCAGGGACAUUGAACAAGACGUCAUUCUUGCUUUGACAGGCUUGCGCAGCGAUUUGCAACAGAAGAUCAAGGAGAUCAAGGGUUUAUCGGGUGAUUUUAAGAAUUCGGUCGAUAAGGAGAUGGAAGCCACACGAAAAGCUGUGACCGCAUUACAAGAGGGUUUGGGUCAAGCGGAUGUUAAUCCUUCUCAAAUGACGGGCAAGCAUGAUCCAUACCUGCUCAGACUUGCUGUGGACCGUCAGGUCGAGAAGCAGAUCGAUGAAGAGAAUUACUUGCACCAGGUAUGUUCCGUAUAUGCGCAUGGUCGCCCGUCUCUAAUAUUCCCAGGCAUAUCUCAACUUGGAAGCCUCAGGGCGGGAGCUCGAAGCCAUUGUCGUCGGCGAGAUUCAAAAAUCUUACAACGCCUUGGCAGGCAUCCUGAAGCGAGAAGCAGAUACUGCUUAUGCCGCCGUCGAUGAACUACGCACGGGUCCUAUUGCCAUGCCAAAGGAUCAUGAGUGGACUGCAUUUGUUGAAAAUGAUGAAUAUUUCGUUGAUCCAAAGAUCCCUGUAAGAACACCAGAAAUUAUAAGAUAUCCUGGCCAGGACAACGACCUCGCUGGAUGCAUCAGAGAGGGUCUCCUAGAGAGAAAGUCCAAGUUCCUAAAGGUAAUUCCUUCCAAUUGCAAGCAUGUGACACCCUGCUGAUUUCAAUGUAGUCUUACACGUGAGCGAUUAAGUAAAAGUGAUGAUCGAUAGUUAUGUACUAAUUUUGAUUCUAGUCCCGGCUGGUACGUCCUUUCUCCUACUCAUCUACACGAGUUCCGUUCUGCGGAUAAACUUCAAGCGCCCAUCAUGUCUCUCUAUCUACCUGAGCAAAAACUUGGCUCUCAUUCAAACGAGGGAGGAUCCUCCAACAAGUUCAUACUCAAAGGUCGCCAAACUGGGGCAUUACACCGUGGACACUCUUGGGUUUUUAGAGCAGAGACACGUGAUACCCUACUUGCUUGGUACGAAGACAUCAAGACUUUGACGGAAAAGUCUCCACAAGAACGUAAUGCGUUUGUGCGUCAGCAUGCCCGCAGCGUUAGUGGUACAUCCCAACGAGCUAGUUCCAUCAGCAGCGACGGAGUCAUGGACGAGGAGGACGAAGAACCAUUUUCAGCACAUACGUCAGCCAUUGUAGGCACCCAAGGACUCAAACAAGAACAGAAACGUCCUGAACCAGGUGGGAGAUUUCCCUCAGAUCUACAAGUCAAUGCGGCGCGUGGCUUACAGGCUCCUCUCUCGCCUUCUAGUGGCAGUUCCAAUUUUGGAGGUGAAGCGGAUGAUGCAGUAACCACUGCUGCAGCUCUGCCCGCAAGUGGUGUUAGCCACAAUUAUGGAGAGGACCCUAAUCCCGCGUCGCCGACACACGCACAGAUGAUAAAUCAAGCUGCUAAAGAAGAUGGUGUGAAUCCUUAUACUUACGAACCCAUUCAGAAUAUGAACGCUACGCGUAAUAAUCAACACGAGUUACCUACCACGGUCGCUGCCGCCGGCCUAGGCGGCGCCGCUUUAGGCAUUGCAGGUGCAGCCGCGUAUAACGAUCACGAGCUCCAAAAACAUCGUGAGCAAGCAGCCAUGGAAGCAACCGGCAUAGCCGCACCUGACGCGGAUCAACUUCGAGAACAAGCAGAUAAAGAAGCAGCUAUGAUUGCAGCGCCCGACGACAAUACAUACGAAGGCAAGGCACAACAACAAGCAGACUUGGAAGCCAUGGCCAUAGCCGCCCCCGAUAUGAACAUGUCUGCCGGACGUAGCCUCGGUGAUGGUAGCGCAGCCCCUUGGUUUAACGAAGCACGGGAGACGGCAGCUUCAACAACUGCCACAACUACUACUGAACCACGGUCAGUAGAGACACUCCUCGAUCCCCUUGCCCAAGAUCUUGGACGCCCGACGUUGGCUGCUGGACAAAAUCAUCAGAGCGUCCAGAGUAUCAGUCAAUUACAUGUGCCUGGAGAAUUUCCCAGGCCUAGAAAAGAGGCAGAAAGUUCUUUGAGUAGUGAAGCCAUAUAGAAUGUUUCUUUUUCCCCGCUAAAGUGUUUCUUCUUUUUACAUGUUGGUAGGACAGGAUUGAAUCUCAAUUGAGACAAAGGAGGGUUUUGAAAGUAUUCUGUGCGUGUAUGUAAGCGGAUUGGCACGUUCCUAUAGCAAUUGGUAUGGGAUAUGGAACGGAUGGCAUGGAAUUGGAUGGAUAAAAGGAAAAGAGGAAAUAGUGAUGAGACUUGGGAACAGGGGUUUGAUAUGGUAGGGUACGGUACGGUACGGUAUGGCAUGGAUGGAUGGAUGGAGGUGGAUGGUAAAGUUUCCAUACUGCUUUUGCUUGAGGAGAUUGGGACGGAAUGCAAUGCAAUGCAAUGAAAUUAUUUCCUUGGUGGAUUUACUAUUGGCUACUUAGGGAUUGUCGAUUAGAUAUAUCCUGAAUAUGAAGAUAUUAGUUUAUA
Sclerotinia trifoliorum is the source of this 3548-nucleotide messenger RNA. NCBI's taxonomy places the organism in Eukaryota, Fungi, Ascomycota, Leotiomycetes, Helotiales, Sclerotiniaceae. The record is from the annotation of a GenBank genome assembly.